UUUGCUGACAGUAAAAAUUUCUGAGUGUAAGACGGAAAGAAAAAUACGCAAUUUCUACAAGCGAUUAACUACAGCAAUCCAGUAGGCCUAAUUGGGUCCGGUAGAUCUGCUCUUAUUCUCAUUUAGUUGACAAAAUUGUGUGACCAAACAUGCACCAGGAACAACUGACAGCGUUUCCUGCCGCUAGCCCUUCCCCCAGCCGGUCCCACGCCCUUUCUGUCUCGCUGUUGCCGUGUGCGUUUUGGGAGACAAAAUAACUAUCCCGGUUAUUAUUUCAAAGGGGUUUAUUUUAUUUUUUAAAAAGAGAAACGAUGUCUCAGAUCGAGGAAAUUACAACUCCUACGUCGGCUGACGGGAGCAUUAUGAAUCUCGCAUUUACUCAAUCUCUACAAGGGAUGCUGAGGAUUGCUCAAGUGAUGGUGCUUCUGAUUGCCUUCUUAUUCGUGCGCUGUGCCCCGGACUGGCCCGAGCACUAUGCCUACCGCUACUUCGAGGUGGUCACCCUAUGGUUCUUCUUUGUGUUGCUCAUCUUCCUCAUCAUGCACAUCUUCAGACUUCAUGGCAAAAUGCCCUACAUUAACUGGGUGUUAACGGAGUUCCUGCACUAUGCUGUGGGCGUACUCCUCAUCUUCGUUGGUUCCGUAGUGGCAGCCGUAUGGAGUUGGGGGCUCGCAUCACUUGUUAUUGGAUCUAUCUUUGGGUUUAUAGGCACAAUUCUGAUGGGCAUCAGCUUACGGAAGUUACACAAGGUCAUUUCUGGUACCCAGCAAGCAAGUUCACCGGUUUAGAAGUGAAGCAGUAUUUUAUUUUCUCCAAAGAUCAUCACUCUGUCUUCAAAUUUCAGACUGAACUGCUUCACUUCAAGUGCCUCAUCAAACACAUCGAUCCACAUUAACCGGGAGCAAUGCCAUACCAAACCUGCCCACCAAUCACAGCCCACAGGUUAUUGUGGGUAAAUGUACUAACAUCAGGCAAAAUCAGUAGCUGUUAUAUGGCCUCAAAGCUAUGUCAAAAAUAUUCAGAUUUAUAAAUCCAUACGUGUCCAUACGCUUGUAACAAUGUUUUGUUACAAAAUUGUUUAUACUUGUGAGGCUGUGUUUGUGCCAGUCCACACUCAUGAAACACCUUCUUGUCUCUAUGAACUUCAGUUUGUACUUGUAGCAACUACAGAUUGAAAUUUGCAACAUUCCAAACAUGGGGACAGAUUUCAACUAAAUCUCUUUUACGAAACUUACAGCACUUUUUUUGAACCAUCACGUUGAUUGCCAGCCCAGUAAAGGAUUUAACUAACCAAUCACAAAGCAAAGAUUUGGCGAGGGUUCGUAUUUCAUCAGAUCCAAUCCUCAUAGCUAUCCACCAACAGUGAAGCAGAAAAUAGCUAUGCACAAUGGCAUUGAAAAUGUACAGUGUACAUUACAGUCACAGCUUUCAUACAUUUAAGCAGUAUAUUUUACAAAUGUUCAAGAUUUAUAGUUAUACUGUAUUGAAGCUUGCAAAUGUAUAUAUUUUUAAGGAUGUAAAACAUUUUUAUAAGUGUAUGGAGGAUUAUUCACCAAUAUGAAUACUUCUGGCUGGUUUUGAAGCCAUACUGUUGCUUGGUUUGGAAUAUUAUUCCUGAUUCUUUGGUGGGUUAAAGUUUGAUUUGGUUGCACUGUUAUAUUAAGAAGUAUAAAAAAAAAAACAAAUAAUAUAAAUAAAAGCAGAACUAUCACAAUAUUAGAUGUAUCUAUCAGUGUGACACAUUGUUUACACAAGUUAUUCAAAAGAAAUAUUCACUUACAAUUAGGAAUGUAUUAUUGCGGUGCUCUUUGUCCUAUAAAGUGAAUUCAAAGCCUAUGGUUUUUCAGACAAGCAAUGGUACAAGAUAUAUUUGCUGCACGAGACAAUAGCACAUCGCUUAAAAAUAUCGGUGCCUUUCACCUUGUUUUAAAAUGCAUUUAUAUUAGCUUGGAUUGCUAUCAUCUCAUUAUCUAAAGUGAAUUUAUUUUUUAUCCAGUAGUGUGCCUUUGCUGUCUGAAGUAAACGGAGUUCACUCUUAAAA
Conger conger (European conger) is the source of this 2041-nucleotide messenger RNA. RefSeq names its product CKLF-like MARVEL transmembrane domain-containing protein 7. NCBI's taxonomy places the organism in Eukaryota, Metazoa, Chordata, Actinopteri, Anguilliformes, Congridae. Gene Ontology annotation, cellular component: membrane. The transcript has 5 exons. The record is from RefSeq and is a predicted model, not a curated record. Bases 312 to 788 code for a protein of 158 amino acids.